This is a messenger RNA of Echinops telfairi (small Madagascar hedgehog), 2926 nucleotides long. It is a transcript of the gene SEMA6B, whose product is annotated as semaphorin 6B. The transcript has 16 exons. Lineage: Eukaryota; Metazoa; Chordata; Mammalia; Afrosoricida; Tenrecidae. Gene Ontology annotation, biological process: negative regulation of axon extension involved in axon guidance; semaphorin-plexin signaling pathway; neural crest cell migration. The record is from RefSeq and is a predicted model, not a curated record. Gene Ontology annotation, molecular function: semaphorin receptor binding; chemorepellent activity. Bases 112 to 2772 code for a protein of 886 amino acids.
ACCGCGGAUCGCGCGCCGUCUACCGGCGGCAGGCGGGACUGCAGGGUGCGCCUCUCACCUUCGGCCGGUCGGCUCGCUGCAGGUGUCCCCUCUCGCCGUCCCGCCCUCGCCAUGCGGACCUCGCGAGCGCCCCCUCCCCGCCCGGCCCUGCUGCUCCUGCUGCUGCUACUGGAGGGCUCCCAUUGCCUCUUCCCCGAGGAGCCGCCGCCGCUGAGCGUAGCACCCCGUGACUACCUGAGCCACUACCCCGUGUUCGUGGGCCGCGGGCCUGGGCGCCCGAAUCCCGCAGAGACCCAGGAGGCCCUGAACAUCCAGCGCAUCCUGCGAGUCAACAGAACACUCUUCAUUGGGGACAGGGACAACCUGUACCGGGUGGAGCUGGAGCCCCCCACGUCCACGGAGCUGCGCUACCAGCGGAAACUGACGUGGCGCUCCAACCCCAGUGACAUCAACGUGUGCCGAAUGAAGGGCAAGGCGGAGGGCGAAUGUCGAAACUUCGUCAAGGUGCUGCUACUGCGUGACGAAUCCACGCUCUUCAUGUGCGGGUCCAACGCCUUCAACCCCGUGUGCGCCAACUACAGCAUCGACACGCUACAGCCCCUUGGGGACAACAUCAGCGGCAUGGCCCGCUGCCCGUAUGACCCCAAACAUGCCAACAUUGCCCUCUUCUCUGAUGGGAUGCUCUUUACAGCCACGGUCACCGACUUCCUCGCCAUUGACGCCGUCAUCUACCGCAGCCUCGGGGACCGGCCCACCCUGCGCACCGUGAAACACGACUCCAAGUGGCUCAGAGAGCCCUACUUUGUCCAUGCGGUGGAGUGGGGCAACCAUGUCUACUUCUUCUUCCGGGAGAUCGCCAUGGAGUUUAACUACCUGGAGAAGGUGGUGGUGUCACGCGUGGCCCGGGUGUGCAAGAAUGAUGUGGGGGGCUCCCCUCGGGUGCUGGAGAAGCAGUGGACAUCCUUCCUGAAGGCGCGCCUCAAUUGCUCGGUGCCGGGGGACUCCCACUUCUACUUCAACGUGCUCCAGGCCGUCACAGGCGUGGUCAGUCUGGGGGGCCGGCCUGUGGUCCUCGCCGUCUUCUCCACCCCCAGCAACAGCAUCCCAGGCUCGGCUGUCUGCGCCUUUGACAUGACUCAGAUGGCUGCCGUGUUCGAAGGCCGCUUCCGGGAGCAGAAGUCCCCCGAGUCCAUCUGGACAGCUGUGCCUGAAGAUCAAGUGCCGAGGCCCCGGCCCGGGUGCUGUGCCGCUCCUGGCACCCCGUACAACGCUUCCAGCGCCUUUCCCGACGAGCUCCUCAACUUCGUCAAGACGCACCCCCUCAUGGAUGAGGCCGUGCCCUCGCUGGGCCAGGCUCCCUGGAUCGUGCGCACGCUGAUGCGGCACCAGCUGACUCGGGUGGCUGUGGACGUGAGUGCCGGCCCCUGGGGCAACCAGACCGUGGUCUUCUUGGGAUCGGAGGCAGGCACUGUCCUCAAGUUCCUGGUCCAGCCCAACACCAGCAGCCCGGAGACCACCGGCCCGAGUGUAUUCCUGGAAGAAUUUGAGACCUACCGGCCCGACAGGUGUGGACAGCCGGGUGAAGGCAAGAUGGGGAGGCGGCUACUGAGCUUGGAGCUGGACGCAGCCUCGGGCGGCCUGCUGGCUGCCUUCCCACGUUGUGUGGUUAGGGUGCCGGUGGCCCGUUGCCAACAGCACUCAGGCUGCAUGAAGAACUGCAUUGGCAGCCAGGACCCCUACUGUGGGUGGGCCCCGGAUGGCUCCUGCUUCUUCCUCAGCCCCGGCACCAGAGCCACCUUUGAGCAGGAUGUCACAGGGGCCAGCACCUCAGGCUUAGGAGACUGUACAGGGCUGCUGCGGGCCAGCCUCUCGGAGGAGCGCGCUGGGCUGGUAUCAGUGAACCUGCUGGUGACCUCAUCGGUGGCGGCCUUUGUGGUGGGCGCCGUGGUGUCUGGUUUCAGCGUGGGCUGGUUCGUGGGCCUCCGGGAGCGGCGCGAGCUGGCCCGGCGCAAGGACAAGGAGGCCAUCCUGGCGCACGGCGGCGGCGAGGCCGUGCUGAGCGUCAGUCGGCUGGGCGAGCGCCGGGGUCCCGGCGCGGGAGGCCGCGGCGCGGGGGUCGCCGGGGGACCCCCGGAGGCCCUGCUGGCCCCGCUGAUGCAGAACGGCUGGGCCAAGGCCACACUGCUGCAGGGCGGGCCCCACGACCUCGACUCGGGGCUGCUGCCCACGCCCGAGCAGACGCCGCUGCCCCAGAAGCGCCUGCCCACGCCGCACCCGCACCCGCACGCCCUGGCGCCCCGCGCCUGGGACCACGGCCACGCCCUGCUGUCCGCCUCCACGUCCACCUCGUCCUCGCUGCUGCUGCUGGCGCCGGUGCGGGGGGCCCCGGAGCAGCCCCCCGGCGGCGAGCCCGGCCCCGAGCCCCGCCUGUACGCCGCCCGGCCCGGCCGCGGCUCCCACGGCGACUUCCCGCCCACGCCCCACGCCAGCCCGGACCGCCGGCGCGUGGUGUCGGCACCCACGGGCCCCUUGGACCCAAGCUCAGUCGCCGACGGCCUUCCUCGGCCCUGGAGCCCCCCGCCGACGGGCAGCCUCCGGAGGCCGGGCCCCCACGGGCACCCGGCCGCCGCCCUGCGCCGCACGCACACUUUCAACAGCGGCGAGGGCCGGCCCAGCGACCGUUCCCGGGGACGCCACCCGCGGCCGAGCACGGACCUGGGGCACCUCCUCCCCUAUGGAGGCACAGACAGGACUGCGCCCCCCGUGCCCUAGGGCGCAGCCCGGGACGCCUCGGCGGUACCAGCCGCAGGACCCAGGCGCGAGACAGCGGAAGGCCCGGUCCGGCUCCACGUGGGUGCUCGCGAGCCCGCCCAGGGCGCGCCCUCUGCCACCCGAAGCACAAGGAGCUCCGCCCCUCUCCCGUUCA